This is a messenger RNA of Perca fluviatilis (European perch), 541 nucleotides long. RefSeq names its product NADH:ubiquinone oxidoreductase subunit A7 (gene ndufa7). The transcript is spliced from 4 exons. NCBI's taxonomy places the organism in Eukaryota, Metazoa, Chordata, Actinopteri, Perciformes, Percidae. The coding region runs from base 83 to 409 and encodes 108 amino acids. Gene Ontology annotation, cellular component: mitochondrial inner membrane. The record is from RefSeq and is a predicted model, not a curated record. Gene Ontology annotation, biological process: mitochondrial electron transport, NADH to ubiquinone; ATP synthesis coupled electron transport.
CCGCCAGGUGUCACUAACGUGCUGAGAGACGUUAUUUCACACCACCGAAGAAGUCCCGUGUGUGUCCUUCAUAACAGCAAACAUGGCGACUGCUACCAAAAUUGUCCAGAGGCUCCGAAAUCUUUUAUCGGGGCACGACCUGCAAGCCAAACUGCAGCUGAGAUAUCAGGAGGUUUCAAAGAGGACACAGCCACCACCCAAACUGCCAGUAGGCCCGAGCCACAAGGAUGCCAGCAACUACUACUACACCAGAGAUGGACGCAGAGAGUCAGUACCCGCCACAGUCAUCAUGUCUUCUCAGAAGGCUCUCACCGCUGGCAGUCAAGUUGCUGAAGUCCCAAAGCUUUCAGUGACCCCGGGUGCUGUAUAUAAGGAGCCACCACUGUCCACGGACCAGCCGUACCUCUGAGCAACUGGAUUUACCCCUUCAGUAUCAUCAACCUAAUUUCUCCAUCCAAACCUGCUGUAGAGGCCUGACCACUGCAGGUGUUGGUUGUAUCCUGUACAAUUGAUAAAUGUGAAUAAAAUGUGCUAUAUUUAA